AUGGAUAUGCAAACUCAACGUGAUUCGAAAAUUAAUGAUUACAUCUCAGAUAAAAUUCAGUUAAAUGAACCAAAAACCACUAUAAAAAGUAAAAAUGAGAGAAAAAUUAUGGGAAAAUAUUAUGAAAAAACAUCAAAAAAAAUUUUCAUCUUUAAUGAUUUUCCGGAGGAUACAUUCCGGAAAAGCAAUGAAAAUAUCCUUAGUGAUACCAUAAUUAAAUGGUUGGAAUAUAUGGAAUUACGGAUAAUGGCUGAAAGGUAA
Molecule: messenger RNA, 261 nt
Organism: Loa loa (African eye worm)
Lineage: Eukaryota; Metazoa; Nematoda; Chromadorea; Rhabditida; Onchocercidae
Exons: 2
Coding region: 1-261 (86 amino acids)
Source: RefSeq, a predicted model, not a curated record